Messenger RNA from Drosophila hydei, 2236 nucleotides. Its product is annotated as thiamine transporter 1-like. The record is from RefSeq and is a predicted model, not a curated record. Gene Ontology annotation, molecular function: vitamin transmembrane transporter activity. The transcript has 5 exons. Gene Ontology annotation, biological process: vitamin transport; transmembrane transport. Lineage: Eukaryota; Metazoa; Arthropoda; Insecta; Diptera; Drosophilidae. Gene Ontology annotation, cellular component: plasma membrane. The coding region runs from base 616 to 1959 and encodes 447 amino acids.
UCAAUUAAGUCAACCAGUGGCGGCGACAACAUCAGCGCAUAGCCGAAUUUUUUAGGUCUGUAUAUUGUGAGUGCAGUGGUUGCAUGUGGUGUAGGGUAUCCCGUAUUCAGGCUGACCUAGUGUUUACAAACAUACAUAUAUGUGUGUAUAUGCUCUCAUUUCUUUAUGUAUCGCUGACAUUCAAAAUGUUGCUUACUUUCGUAUCGCAAGCCGGCAAAUUGGUCGUGAAACGUCGAAGUGAACGCGACGAGUGCUGCGUUUUGUAACUUAUAAAUUUUCAAUUAUCUAACAAUCGUAUAAUAAAGAAGCAAUCAGUGUGUUGGCAUUAAUGUGAGAUAAUGACAUCUUUAUAAGCCAACUUAACGAUUAGAUUAAACGCCUACUGGCUUGUCUGCAGGUCGACGGUUCCAAGAAGCGCACUUCGAGGUUCUAAAAUUAAACAAGUGUAAAAGCAUGCAAAAAAAAUACACUGCAUAUUCAUUCAAAUCGAACGCAGCGGAUUGCUGAUGUAGAUGAUUAAAAUAACAGCAUUCUAUAGCAUAAUACGUGUUGUGUGACCGUUACAUUGCCGUGCAUUACGUGACGUUAAGUUACGUUACGUCUAACAGUUAAGAAAUGAAGGAAUGGCUAAAAAUCUCGUGCCUGCUCUGCGUAUUUGGCUUCGUUCGAGAAAUUCGACCCUCUGAGCCGUACGUAACAGAAUAUCUUCUUGGUCCAUGGCGUAACAUAACAGAGCAACAACUUACACAAGAUGUUUAUCCGGUGGGCACUUAUUCACAUCUGGUUCAAUUGGUUUUUGUGUUUCUUAUAACCGACUUUUUACGCUAUAAACCUUUGAUAAUUACCAUUGGUGCAGCUGGCGUAAUAAUAUGGAGCAUGCUCAUUUGGACAACCAGUUUGCUAUCCUUGCAAAUUUUGGAGUUCUUCUAUGGCACGUAUAUGGCCGCCGAGGUGGCUUACUAUACGUACAUUUAUGCCAAGGUGGACAAAAAGUAUUAUCCACGCGUCACCUCCCACACCCGUGCUGCGAUGUUCGCUGGCAAACUGAUCUCUGGGAUAACAUCUCAGUUGAUGAUCAAUCUGGAGCUGAUGAACUACAGGCAACUCAACUACAUAACGCUAGCCACACAAAUAUUGGCUAUGCUAUGGGCGUUCGGACUGCCAAAAGUUGAUAAGAGUCUCUAUUUUCAUCGCGCGCCACUCAGAGAGUCGUCAACGGCGGCUCCUCAAUCAAAUCAAUUGCAGCUGGAGCCCGAUCGGGUCAGCCAACAGAUGAGCAGCCCGCAGGUGCAAUCUAGUCCCAUGCAUCUGCUGUGGCAACACUUUCACAAUGCCUACACAAAUCCGCGUGUUGUACAGUGGAGUCUCUGGUAUGCCAUUGGCCUGGCCGGCUAUCUGCAGGUCACCUACUAUAUGCAGGUGCUAUGGAAGUUUAUCGAGCCCGAGCCGCAGAUUGCGUGGAAUGGUGCCGUGGAUGCUGUGCUGACUGCCUUAGCAGCAUUAAGUGCUCUGGCUGCUGGAUAUUUGCACAGCGGUCGCUUAAGGCCAAGAGCCAGUUUGCUGGUGCUCUCAGUGCUAUCGGCGCUGGAAGGUAGCAGUGUUCUUAUCUGUUGCUGGACCAAUGACAUAUAUUGGUCCUAUGUGGGUUUUGUCAUAUUUGGAGGACUCUACGGCUUUACUAUUACUGUGGCCAGCGCGGAGGUGGCUCGUAAUCUGCAGGAGGAAAGCUUUGGUCUGGUCUUUGGUAUCAACACGUUGCUCGCUUUGGUCUUCCAGUCGCUGCUCACCGUUAUUGUCGUCUCCGAGACGGGCUUUGAACUUAACCCCGUGGACCAAUACGCGGUCUAUGCGUUCUAUUUCAUAGCUGUGGCCAUCAUAUACUUUAUAUCUGUGUUGGUUGAGCAUAUAUGGCAGCGCGGAUUGCAGGAGGUCCACACAAAAACUGAAAAUUUAGAAUAGAUUUUAGAGGUAUAUCGUCGUAUUAGCGAGUUUUUUAGAUAAAUUCUUAUUAGCAUUCCUUCGGUAAGCAGAACCUAUACAAUUUUUUCAAUCAUUUUCAUUUUAUUUAAUACUAUAAUGAUAUGUUAUACUAUAUGAUAUGUUAUUAUAAAUAUUUAGAGCUUCUAUAUAUUGGUUUAGGUUAAAAUCAUUUCGUUGAAGCUUAUUGUACUUAAUAGUUCUCGUUGUCAAGUUAUACCAACUAGCAGUAUAUAGAAACGAAAAUACGAAUGCAAGG